CCUCCCCGUUUUGACAUGCAAAGCACAGCUUUUUCUGAUUUUUCUAGUUUGGGGAAGAUGAUUACAGCUAAGCCAGGGAAAACACCAAUUCAGGUAUUACACGAAUACGGCAUGAAGACCAAGAACAUCCCGGUUUAUGAAUGUGAAAGAUCCGAUGUGCAAAUACACGUGCCCACUUUCACCUUCAGAGUAACCGUUGGUGACAUAACUUGCACAGGUGAAGGUACAAGUAAGAAGCUGGCGAAACAUAGAGCUGCAGAGGCUGCCAUAAACAUUUUGAAAGCCAAUGCAAGUAUUUGCUUUGCAGUUCCUGACCCCUUAAUGCCAGACCCUUCGAAGCAACCAAAGAACCAGCUUAAUCCUAUUGGUUCACUACAGGAACUGGCUAUUCAUCAUGGCUGGAGACUUCCUGAAUAUACCCUUUCCCAGGAGGGAGGACCUGCUCAUAAGAGAGAAUAUACCACAAUUUGCAGGCUAGAGUCAUUCAUGGAAACUGGGAAAGGGGGCAUCAAAAAACAAGCCAAGAGAAAUGCUGCUGAGAAGUUUCUUGCCAAAUUCAGUAAUAUUUCUCCAGAGAACCACAUUUCUUUGACAAAUGUGGUAGGACAUUCUUUAGGAUGUACUUGGCAUUCCUUGAGGAAUUCUCCUGGUGAAAAGAUCAACUUACUGAAAAGAAGCCUUCUCAGUAUUCCAAAUACAGAUUAUAUCCAGCUGCUUAGUGAAAUCGCCAAGGAACAAGGUUUUAGUAUAACAUACUUGGAUAUAGAAGAACUGAGUGCCAAUGGACAGUAUCAGUGUCUUGCUGAACUGUCCACCAGUCCCAUCACAGUCUGCCAUGGCUCUGGGAUCUCCUGUGGCAACGCACAGAGUGAUGCAGCUCACAAUGCUUUGCAGUAUUUAAAGAUAAUAGCAGAAAGAAAGUAAACUUGGAACAGCUUGGAGAACCCUUCAGUAGCACAUAUGUUCCCCGUUUACCCCUUUCCAAGUAAAUCCUUUACUACAUUUGUGUGUUGUUUCUAAAUCUCUUAGAUUUCCAUCAACACUACAGAUUUAAUUUUCUCCUCGUAGCUGUUACCAAGCAGUUUUUAACGGCUUCACCUUUGUAUUGGUAUACUGUAUUUAUAAACUUUGUACCAUAAGCAGACUGUAGCACCCAUUUUACAAUGCCAUGUACAUCGAAGGAAAAAGCUGCAUGUUUGUUGUUGAUGAUGUUGACGAUGAUAGUGAUGAUGAACUAAAACCGCUAGCAACAGUCUUUCCUACUGGUGCUCAACCUCUUCCUUGCGAAAGGCUUUGUAAAGGGGUUUCGAAGGAAGCCCCUUAGAAUUAACAUUGAGGAACACACUUACAGGCUUUUGUUGGAUGUGAUUGUUAAACAUCAGGGAACAUGAUUGUCUGCUGUGUAUCUGAAUCCAUGUAAUAAAGAGCUAUUGUUAUAAUGGGUUCUGUUCAUUUUAUUAAAGUGCUACUGACUUGAG
Molecule: messenger RNA, 1478 nt
Organism: Vicugna pacos (alpaca)
Lineage: Eukaryota; Metazoa; Chordata; Mammalia; Artiodactyla; Camelidae
Source: RefSeq, a predicted model, not a curated record